AUGAAACUGGAAGGACUAGUAGCCUUUGUCACAGGAGGAGCCUCUGGGCUUGGAGCAGAAACCGUAAAGCAACUUGUAGAAGCAGGUGUUAAGGUAACCUUUGGUGAUCUCAACGCUGAAAAUGGUGAAGCCUUGGUCAAGGAAUUGGGUGAGGAUAAGACAAAGUUCUUAGAGCUUGAUGUAACUGAUGAGAAAGCUGUGGAAGCUGCAAUUAAUACCUGUGUUGAGACCUUCGGAGCUCUCCAUAUUGCUGUGAACUGUGCUGGAAUUGCAGCUGUCGGUCAGACCAUCACUUCUAAAUCAAUAAUGAGCUUUAGUACAAUGAGACUUGUGACUGAGAUUAAUGUAUUCGGUACUAUCUAUGUCGCUGCUCAUGCUGCAAAAGCUAUGUCCAAGAACAAGCCAGUUAAUGAUAGAGGAGAGAGAGGUGUCGUCAUCAAUGUGGCAAGUGUUGCUGGAUAUGAAGGACAAAGAGGACAAGUCUCCUACUCAGCCUCCAAAGGAGCAAUUAUUGGUAUCACCACACCAAUGGCAAGAGACCUGGGAAGAUUUGGUAUCAGAGUUGUGGCAAUCGCUCCAGGGACUAUCAUGUCUCCAAUGCUUGCUGCCCAGACUGAUAAAAUGAAGAAUCUCCUCUUGAAGGAUACUCCUCUUGGAAGAUUCGGAGAAGCAGAUGAAUUCGCCCAUAUGGUCAGAACUAUUGCAGAAAAUUCCUAUCUAAAUGGAGUCACACUUAGAAUGGAUGGAGGAACGAUCCUAUCAUACUCUUAAGCAAAUUUUUAUUAGAAAUCCGCUAAAGAUUCUUCAAUA
Messenger RNA from Moneuplotes crassus, 810 nucleotides. The record is from the annotation of a GenBank genome assembly. Lineage: Eukaryota; Ciliophora; Spirotrichea; Euplotida; Euplotidae.